Molecule: messenger RNA, 4889 nt
Organism: Lampris incognitus (smalleye Pacific opah)
Lineage: Eukaryota; Metazoa; Chordata; Actinopteri; Lampriformes; Lampridae
Gene: ppip5k1b
Product: diphosphoinositol pentakisphosphate kinase 1b
Exons: 32
Coding region: 6-3710 (1234 amino acids)
Biological process (GO): inositol phosphate biosynthetic process; inositol metabolic process
Cellular component (GO): cytosol
Molecular function (GO): 5-diphosphoinositol pentakisphosphate 1-kinase activity; diphosphoinositol pentakisphosphate kinase activity; inositol hexakisphosphate kinase activity
Source: RefSeq, a predicted model, not a curated record
GUUUUAUGAUGUCAGAGGCCUGCAUUGGAGGAGGAGCAGAUGGAUGGGAAUGGAGGGGAAGCCCGAAGAAUGACGUGUUCCUAAGGGAAAGAGACAUGGAAGAUGAGGAGGAUGAUUCGCCACCUGAGCGUCAGAUUGUGGUGGGCAUCUGUGCAAUGAUGAAGAAGUCCAAGUCCAAGCCCAUGACCCAGAUCCUGGAACGGCUGUGCAAGUUCGACUACAUUGACGUGGUAAUCUUCCCCGAGGAGGUGAUCUUGGAGCAGCCUGUGGAAAAUUGGCCCCUCUGCGAUUGCCUUAUUUCGUUCCAUUCCAAAGGUUUCCCUCUGGACAAAGCUGUAGAAUAUGCCCAGCUGCGAAACCCGCUGCUCAUCAAUGACCUCAACAUGCAGUACUUCAUACAGGACAGGAGGGACGUGUACCGUAUACUACAGGAAGAAGGUAUCGACCUGCCACGUUAUGCCGUGUUAAACCGAGAUCCUGACAAACCAGAGGAGUGUAACCUUGUGGAGGGCGAGGACCAUGUGGAGGUGAACGGUGAGGUGUUCCCUAAGCCAUUUGUGGAGAAACCUGUCUGCGCCGAGGACCACAAUGUCUACAUUUACUACCCCACUUCAGCAGGAGGGGGUAGCCAGAGGCUCUUCAGAAAGAUAGGGAGCCGCAGCAGUGUGUACUCCCCAGAGAGCAGCGUUCGUAAGACUGGAUCCUACAUCUACGAAGAGUUCAUGCCCACCGAUGGAACUGAUGUCAAGGUAUACACAGUGGGUCCAGACUACGCCCACGCUGAGGCGCGGAAGUCCCCAGCGUUAGAUGGUAAAGUGGAGCGGGACAGCGAGGGAAAGGAAGUUCGAUACCCUGUCAUGCUCACCGCCAUGGAGAAACUGGUGGCCCGCAAGGUCUGCCUGGCCUUCAAGCAAACGGUGUGUGGGUUUGACCUGCUGAGAGCCAAUGGCCAUUCCUUUGUCUGCGAUGUCAAUGGCUUUAGCUUUGUCAAAAACUCAAUGAAGUACUAUGAUGACUGUGCCAAAGUUCUGGGGAACAUGGUGAUGAGAGAACUUGCCCCCCAGUUACACAUCCCCUGGUCCAUCCCUAUGGAGGCUGAGGACAUCCCCAUUGUCCCCACCACAUCAGGAACAAUGAUGGAACUGCGUUGCGUCAUUGCCAUCAUCCGCCAUGGCGACCGCACCCCAAAACAAAAGAUGAAAAUGGAAGUCAGGCACCCUCUGUUCUUUGAGUUGUUUGAGAAAUAUGGUGGCUACAAGUCAGGGAAACUUAAGCUGAAGAAGCCAAAACAGCUACAGGAAGUUCUGGAUAUAGCCCGUCUGCUGCUGGUUGACGUGGGUCAGCAUAAUGACUGUGAGAUAGAGGAAAAGAAAUCAAAACUGGAGCAACUGAAGACUGUGCUGGAGAUGUAUGGCCACUUCUCAGGUAUCAACAGGAAAGUUCAGCUUACUUACCUGCCCAAUGGCCAACUCAAAGCCUCCAGCGAAGAGGAAGACUCCCAGAGGGAGGGUCCCUCUCUGCUGCUGGUGCUGAAGUGGGGAGGGGAGCUGACGCCAGCAGGCAGGGUCCAGGCAGAGGAGCUGGGCAGGGCCUUCCGCUGCAUGUACCCCGGGGGACAAGGAGACUACGCCGGUUUCCCAGGUUGUGGUCUGUUGCGCCUUCACAGCACCUACCGCCACGACCUGAAGAUCUAUGCCUCCGACGAGGGAAGAGUUCAAAUGACAGCUGCUGCUUUUGCUAAGGGUUUGCUGGCUCUAGAAGGGGAGCUGACCCCAAUCCUGGUUCAAAUGGUAAAGAGUGCCAACAUGAAUGGGCUCCUGGACAGCGACUCACUGACUGACUUCCAGCAGAGGGUUAAGGCCAGCCUACAUGAAAUUAUGCAGAAGGACCAGGAGUUCACACAGGAAGACUACCAGAAGUUGGCUCCAACAGGCAGCCCGUCACUGGUCAACUCCAUGAAACUCAUCGAGAACCCAGUCAAGACCUGUGACAAGGUGUACACCCUCAUCCAGAGUCUCACAUCGCAGAUCCGAAGGAGACUUGAGGAUCCCAAGUCUGCAGACCUGCAGCUGUACCACAGUGAGACUCUGGAGCUGAUGCUGCAGCGCUGGUCCAAGCUGGAGAGGGACUUCCGCAUGAAGAAUGGCCGCUACAAUAUUAGCAAGAUCCCAGACAUCUACGACUGCAUCAAGUAUGACACGCAGCACAACGCCUCGCUUGGCCUGGAGGACACAUUGGAGCUGUUCAGACUGUCUCGUGCCCUGGCUGACAUAAUCAUACCACAGGAAUAUGGCAUCAAUAAGGCAGAGAAGCUGGAUAUUGCCCAGGCCUACUGUGUGCCCCUGAUGAAGAAGAUCCAGCUGGACCUACAGAGGACACAUGAAGAUGAGGCUGUCAACAAACUGCACCCACUGUAUUCUCGGGGGGUCAUGUCUCCUGGCCGGCAUGUCCGGACACGCCUCUACUUCACCAGCGAGAGCCACGUGCACUCCCUGCUCAGCAUCUUCCGCUACGGAGGGCUGCUGGAUGACGAGAAGGACCAGCAGUGGAAGCAGGCCAUGGACUACCUGAGCGCCGUGUCUGAACUCAACUACAUGACCCAGAUCGUGAUCAUGCUUUAUGAAGACAACAACAAGGACCCUAGCUCAGAGGAACGUUUCCAUGUGGAGCUUCACUUCAGCCCAGGAGUCAAAGGAUGUGAGGAUGAGGAGAAUGUUCCUCUGGGUUUUGGUUUCCGCCCAGCAUCCUCUGAGAAUAAGGAGAAGCAGCCCAAUCAGGGCAGUCUGGAGGACCUGUCGCAGGACCAGCCUGACGAGGCACUUCCUCUCUCUGAGCCAAUCAGCAUCCAGAGGAGGUCCCCUAUGAUCCGCAACCGCAAGACGGGCUCCAUGGAGGUCCUCUCAGAGACCUCCCCGACCCAUUCCUCCAAGGGCUCCUCCGCCUACCGACUUUUCCCAUCAGGCUCACGCCAGUCCCCUGAGAUCAAAGCCCCCGGUGGCCUAGGGUCCCUCAGCUCGGGCCUCUUCAGCGCAUCCGUCUUCGGGGUGUCCUCUAGUGCCCCCAACCUGCGGGAUUACAUCCGCACACACCACCACCACCGCCAUCCGCCCCUGUCCCCCGGCAGCCUGCCGUGCCACGUUGGUGUCUUCGAGCUGUUCUCUAUGCCGGCAGUAAAGAGAUUUUCUGUGUCGUUUGCCAGGCAUCCGACUAAUGAACCGUCUGAUCAAAUGGUGGAACUGACCCUCUCGGGGAGUCCCCCUCUGGCUGUGGACAGGGCCAUGGCAGCCCACCUGCACCACUGCCCCUACCACCUGCAUCACCUCAAGAACUGGCAAGUGUCUGGCCAGGACCCCGAGUGCCUCUACGGCUUCGAAGGCUGCUCCAUGGUGCCCUCCAUCUACCCACUCGAGACACUGCACAAUUCGCUCUCUCUAAAGCAGGUGGAUGAGUUCCUCAACACAGUGUGUGAGAGCAGGAGUGAGGCACAUGCUAAGACCAUGAAGGCCUUAUCUGCACUAUUUGACUCCCAGAGCCAGUCAUCAAUUUACAACUCGCAGCAACCCCUCUCCUCCUCAGGCUCAGAGACAUCUCUCCGACCACCCGGCCGCCCUCUAUGGCACAGCAGCGUCCCCUCCAGCACUGUGUCCAGUGCAGGCCCCUCCUCCCCACUGGCAGAAAGCGCCGCCCUCCACUUCAGCUUCAGUGAGUAGACCUUCUGUCUCCCCGCAACAUCUGACUCCAGCGGUGAGGCCAAGGAUAGAAUCUGUACCAGGAGACCCCAGGGACCUUUGUUCAUCCAUCUGCCCAUCCAUUCAUUCCUCCACAUGUCUGUCCACACCCGUGAGAUGGGUCUGUCUCUGUCUCUCUGCUAAACUCUGUUGUUAGAUCGUUUUUGCUGUUCGAGCGCAGGCCUGUUUUAUAGAAUUGACUCAGCCUGAAGGUCCACACGAGAACUCGAGGAAUCAUUUUAGCUGAUGAGCACUGUUUUCACUUCCUUGAGAUAAGAUGAUAGAGAUUGGUCAAAGUUUCCAUAAUUUGCAGUGCUGGGCUUUGCAUGCAUAAAAUAUGCAUCCCAGGGUCUAUUCAGUGACUUGAGCCACUCGAAAAAGUGAAGAGAGGUAAUCGACUUCUCAGAAUGGUUGCAUUGGGAAAAAAAUCCUUGAAAUUGUCUUAUUAAGUAUAAACAGUGUUUGUGCUGGAUUGUGGGUUUUACUUUGAUAUUAUACUGUAAUUUACCAAAGAUGACAGUUUACGUUGAGUAAUUUAGUGGAAUGCUGAAACUCAGAAAAAUAAUCGGAUUAUUCUUUGACACUUUUGGGUCACAUUGACCGCAAAGUCCUGGAAAUUUACCGCGUUGACUUCGGCGUUAAACUGUUUAUUCCACAGUACCCGCUAGGAAUCAAGUGCUGUUUUCAAUAAGCAAACCAGAUGUUAUGUCAAGAGUUGUAAAAGUCUACAAUCUAAACUCCGUUUAAGCAGGUUUUUCCUGCGGGCCAGUUUUUGAGAAAGUAAUCUUUAUUUCUCUCUGACGUAUAUGUAAUCUGAUUACUGUUUUUUACAGUAACUGGAUUAGAUUACGGUCAUCAUUAUUUUUACGAGCCGUUAUGCUUAAACCAUUGUACCGCCAACCCUUACCCUGUAUCUAUAUUCCAAAAGAACUUGUGCUGUAUAAAUAAAGGCUUUCAUUUCAAAAGCAUACAUCCAAGAAAAUGAAGAAUGAUACUAAAAAUGUAUUUUUUUACCAGAUGUGAUUACCUCAAUACAAAGACAUCACGAAACAUUAAACAUUUAUUUUUUAUAUUUUAACUUAAAAGCUGCGUCUCAAGACUGAGGAUUGAUGGAAUGCAAAUAUUCUCCUCAAUUUUCCUGCUAGUUUGAUAGUAGAUGGA